Molecule: messenger RNA, 988 nt
Organism: Paramecium sonneborni
Lineage: Eukaryota; Ciliophora; Oligohymenophorea; Peniculida; Parameciidae
Source: the annotation of a GenBank genome assembly
AUGUUUUUGGAUUUUAUAAAAGCUUAUCCAAAAUUGCAAACUCUGAUAUAUAUUUUAGGAUUGUUUGGUUUACUAAAAUGUACAAAAAUAAUAUGUUUUUUGUGGAGAUUAUUAAGGCCAAGUAUAAACUUGAGUAAAUAUGGUAAUGGAUCUUGGGUAUUAAUAACAGGAGCAUCAGAUGGAAUAGGAAAAUAAUUAGCCUUAAAAUUUUCAUAGAAAGGAUUUAAAAUAAUCUUAGUAGCAAGAACACGUUCUAAAUUAGAAAGUGUAGCAUAAUAAUUAUAAACAGAAUCACAUAUAAUUGUGGCAGAUUUUAGUUAAUCUAUAGAUAAUAAAUUAUUUGAUAGAAUAAUGUAAGAAGUAGGAGAUAGAGAUAUAAGUAUAUUAAUAAAUAAUGUUGGUGUUGAUGCUUUUAAUCGAUUUCAUUUAAUAUCAGAUGAAGAAAUAUAUAAGACAAUAAUAGUGAAUUGUUUGCCUGUAACAAUGCUUUGUAAAAGAUUGAUUCCAUAAAUGUUAAGAAGAAAGGGAAAUAAAUCUGCAAUAGUAAAUGUAACAUCUUUGGCAGGUCAGAUUCCUACUCCUUUUUUUAAUGUUUAUAGUGCAAGUAAAUCAUAUGGUGAAUUUUUGACAUAAACUUUGAGUGUUGAAUAUCCAGAAUUAGAAAUCUUUGCAUUAAGACCAUCUGAGGUUUCUACAAAUAUGACAUUUAAUCGUAAACCUGAUUUAAUGACAAUUACUUCUUCAGAUUGUGCAGAUGGAUUAUUAAAAAGAAUGGGUUAUAAUACAAAUGGUCAUUGGAAUCAUGAGAUCUAAGCAGAAUUGUAUAAAUUAGUACCUUCUUGGUUAUAUAAUUGGGUAUUGAUUAAGGUAUAUAUAUGAAUAAUACAUAUAGUUUAUUGCUCCAUAAUGGUUAAAAGAGAGAACAUCAAUAUCAACAGAAAAGAAAAACAAUUGAUUAUUUUGAGUUUUAAAAAGAUAUACAUCCUCC